CGCCGCCGCCCGCCAGUCAUCCUUGUUCGCUCGAACCGUUAACGUGUCCGCCUUUGCCGUUCAUCAGUUCGUACAUCACACGUUGAAUGUGUUAUUGUGUCUUACCCUGAUUUUUUGAGGACUUAGCCAUGUUUUAGUAGUGAUUUACUAAGACUUCGUAGCUUUCCGUUGGCAGACGAGUUCCAGCCUUUUUGGAUUUUACAAGCCUAAAAGAAGCCAAGAUGGGGGCCAUGUUCCGGAGUGAGGAGAUGGCGCUCUGUCAGUUGUUUAUACAACCUGAGGCGGCCUACCCCUCCAUCGCUUUACUGGGGGAAGCUGGCAUCGUACAGUUCAGAGAUCUGAAUUCUGAAGUGAAUGCGUUCCACCGCAAGUUCGUGUCAGAGGUGAGAAGAUGUGAUGAGAUGGAGCGUAAGCUUCGAUACAUUGAGGCUGAAGUUCUAAAGGAUAAAGUCGCCAUUCCUGAAUCAACGACCACUCCUAAAGCUCCUGUACCUAGGGAGAUCAUUGACCUGGAGGCUCACCUUGAGAGAACUGAAAGUGAAAUUUUGGAAUCAAGUCAUAAUGCUGUUAACUUAAAAUUUAACUAUCUUGAGCUAACAGAGUUGAAACAUUUGCUUGAAAAGACAACAACAUUCUUUCAGGAGUCUGUUCCUUUCCAACAGCAGGAAGGGGGGGCAGGUGACUCCCUCACCAAGGCUCUCAUAGCCGAUGAUACUCAGCAGAUCUCCCGAGGAAGACUGGGGUUUGUAGCUGGUGUCGUCCCACGUGAGAGGGUACCUGCGUUCGAGCGGAUGUUGUGGCGAAUCUCAAGAGGAAACGUAUUCUUACGACAAGCUGAGCUAGAAGAGCCGUUAGAAGAUCCUAACACAGGAAACCCCAUCUGGAAGACCGUGUUUGUGGCGUUCUUCCAAGGAGAACAACUCAAAUCUCGUGUAAAGAAGGUUUGCUCAGGAUUCCAUGCUUCCUUUUACCCUUGUCCUUCUACAUCUGCCGAGCGAAACGACAUGGUAAAAGGUGUCAAAGCCAGAUUGGAGGAUCUUAACUUGGUGUUGAAUCAAACGAAAGAUCAUAGACAACGUGUGUUGGUUACGGUCGCCAAGGAACUUCACAACUGGAGCGUCAUGGUGCGCAAAAUGAAGGCAAUCUAUCACACUCUCAAUCUGUUCAACAUGGAUGUGACCAAGAAGUGCCUCAUAGGGGAGUGCUGGGUCCCCGUCAAAGAUCUGCCGACAGUUAAAGAAGCUCUUGCUCAAGGCAGUACUGCUGUUGGUAGCUCGAUUCCAUCAUUCCUGAAUGUGAUUGAAACAUCUGAAGAUCCACCAACAUUCAACCGGACUAACAGAUUUACUCAGGGAUUCCAAAAUCUCAUCGACUCGUACGGCAUUGCCACUUACAGAGAGCUUAAUCCAGCUCUGUACACAAUCAUCACUUUUCCAUUCCUCUUCGCCAUCAUGUUUGGAGAUGCCGGCCACGGUCUUAUUUUAACUCUCUUUGGAGCUUGGAUGGUCAUUUGGGAACAGAGCCUUGCACGCAAGAAAAGUCACAAUGAGGUCUGGAAUAUCUUCUUUGGUGGACGCUACAUCAUUCUGUUGAUGGGCCUGUUCUCCAUGUACACUGGACUGAUCUACAAUGACGUUUUCUCCAAGAUGGUAAACAUCUUCGGUUCCAGUUGGAAGCUCAAUUAUAAUGCUACUAUGUUGAUGACCAACAAAGAUUUGACUCUGGAUCCAAGGGAAGAAUAUAUUCAAACACCUUAUCCUGUUGGAUUGGAUCCAGUUUGGCAGAGUGCUGCUAACAAGAUUGUCUUUCUCAAUUCUUACAAGAUGAAACUUUCGAUCAUAUUUGGAGUGGUCCACAUGAUGUUUGGAGUAACACUAAGCGUCAUCAAUCAUGUACAUUUUCGGCGGCCAAUGAACAUUCUCCUGGAAUAUCUUCCCCAGAUGAUCUUUCUCACACUUUUGUUUUUCUACAUGGUGGCUAUGAUGUUUAUCAAGUGGGUCUUGUACGCACCAAGGAAUGAACUGAAGACAGGACCGCGCUGUGCUCCUUCAGUACUCAUCCUAUUCAUAAACAUGAUGUUGUUUAAGCCAGGUUCUCCUUACGAGGGAUGUGAUGAAUUCAUGUUUGAAGGCCAGAAAUUAGUCCAGACGAUGUUUGUCAUCAUAGCCAUGCUUUGUGUGCCCAUCAUGUUGUUUGGUAAACCCAUCUACUUGCUCUGUUGUGGAGGACUCAAGAAGCACAGAAAAGUAGUAAUUUCUUACGAUGAACAGGCUGCCAGUAAUGGUGAUUUACGGGAUGGCAUCGAGCUCCAACCAUCCGGUCCUCCGGUCCCGGAACCUGAGGAACACGAUGAGAGUGAAGCACCAGCAGAAAUAUUAAUUCAUCAAGCCAUACACACCAUAGAGUAUGUCUUGAGCACAGUGAGCCACACGGCAUCUUACUUGCGACUAUGGGCGCUCUCCUUGGCACACGCUCAGUUGUCAGAAGUGCUAUGGAGCAUGGUGCUGAGAAAAGGCUUGGACACAGAGAGCCACUGGGGUGCUAUAACACUCUAUGUAUCCUUUGGAGCUUGGGCACUUUUCACCAUAGCCAUCUUGGUGAUGAUGGAGGGUUUAUCGGCCUUCCUACACACACUCAGGCUUCACUGGGUUGAGUUCAUGAGCAAAUUCUAUGAUGGGAGAGGCUACCUGUUCCAGCCGUUUUCCUUCAAGCAUAUUUUAGAAGCUGAAGAAAAUGCUGAUGCUGACUAAGUCAACUUUCAAAGUUUGCUUAUUUUUACAAAGAAGACAGAAACAUAAGCAAUAACUGAAGAUAUUUUAAUUGUUUUUCAACCAGUUACUUUGAGACAUUAAGUUUGAGAUAAACAAUACAUUCCUAAUAAAAAUAUUUACAAUUUAUAUUUGAACAGUUGUUUUAACUUAGCAUAGAUUGUAUAUUUGAAAUGUUGUAUUAUAAUGGUGCUACGUAUAGAUUUUAAUCAAACAAAAUGCCUUAUAAGGGACCAAGUCUUUUACCUUUCUUGUUACCUAUAGAGAAUUAUUUUACUGUGGCUUGUUAAUUCAGAUUCAAAAACUGAAGACUUUCUUAUUUUUCUUUUACCAUGUUGAUUGUUUUUAACAUUUUUACUCUUUCGAGUACUUACAGUUUCAGUAUUAAAGAAAAUUGUGAAUGUUUAUAGUAUUUUUAUUCUGUAGUUGUCUGGGGUUGUAUGUAGCAAGGGUUGAACCGUUUAAGUAAAUAAAUUAAUUCAUGUUAAA
This is a messenger RNA of Macrosteles quadrilineatus (aster leafhopper), 3257 nucleotides long. It is a transcript of the gene Vha100-2, whose product is annotated as V-type proton ATPase 116 kDa subunit a 1. The record is from RefSeq and is a predicted model, not a curated record. Lineage: Eukaryota; Metazoa; Arthropoda; Insecta; Hemiptera; Cicadellidae. Gene Ontology annotation, molecular function: proton-transporting ATPase activity, rotational mechanism; ATPase binding. The transcript has 19 exons. Gene Ontology annotation, biological process: vacuolar acidification; proton transmembrane transport. Gene Ontology annotation, cellular component: plasma membrane; vacuolar proton-transporting V-type ATPase, V0 domain; vacuolar proton-transporting V-type ATPase complex. Bases 222 to 2750 code for a protein of 842 amino acids.